This is a messenger RNA of Lentinula edodes (shiitake mushroom), 747 nucleotides long. Its product is annotated as acyl-CoA N-acyltransferase. The coding region runs from base 1 to 747 and encodes 248 amino acids. The transcript has 3 exons. Lineage: Eukaryota; Fungi; Basidiomycota; Agaricomycetes; Agaricales; Omphalotaceae. Gene Ontology annotation, molecular function: acyltransferase activity, transferring groups other than amino-acyl groups. The record is from RefSeq and is a predicted model, not a curated record.
AUGGUUCGAUCUCAAUUCCACCCACUCAAAGUGAAUGCAACUACAGGAGAGCCUUUUUUUCCCUUAGAAACUCAUCCAAACAUUAUUCUCACUCCUCCUCGCUUGAGUGACAUUCCAAAGCUCCCAGAUCUCAUGAACGAUCCAGGAGUCUGUGUCUGGCUCACAGGACCACCUCAUCCAUAUACAUUAGAGCAUGCAGAAGCUUGGGUAACGACAACUGUAGAAGAAGCAAAUGGAAUACUACAAGAGCUCAAAGAUGUCGAAGGGAAUGACACUCUCAAACUUGUCGGGGGAUCCCUUAUUCGAUGCAUACGGGAGAUCAAGAAAGAUGGGUCCGAUGUACUUAUCGGCGAUAUUCAUCUACGUCGUUGCGAGUCAAUGGAACUUGCGCCGGGCGUAAAAAACAAUGGUGAACGCUUGGAAGAUUCGGCCAAACUUUUGGGGUUGGUCAACAUGCAACGUGAGAAUGGGGAUCCAGAAAUUCUUUGGUCGGUAGGAUAUCUCCUUGCUACCAGUCAUGCAGGACAGGGGAUUAUGAGCAACGCGUUCAAGGCUGUUCUCCAGCAGUGGGCUAUUCCUCGGAUGGGUGUCCGUCGAAUGAUUGGUGAGAGCUAUGUGGAAAAUUAUGGAAGUCGGAGAGUAAUGGAGAAGAACGGUUUCGUCUUCAGAGAAAUUUUAAAAGGACAUGUCGAAGCGAAAGGCCAAAAGCAUGAUGUCUGCGUAUUCGAUCUGAAUCUUAACGUGUAG